Molecule: messenger RNA, 3797 nt
Organism: Psammomys obesus (fat sand rat)
Lineage: Eukaryota; Metazoa; Chordata; Mammalia; Rodentia; Muridae
Gene: Wdr77
Product: WD repeat domain 77
Exons: 11
Coding region: 102-1130 (342 amino acids)
Biological process (GO): oocyte axis specification
Cellular component (GO): methylosome
Molecular function (GO): protein binding
Source: RefSeq, a predicted model, not a curated record
AAAAAAAAAAAAGAAAGAAGCCUGAAGUCCGGCUGCGCGGAAGAGCAGGCGGAAAAGCAAGCCGCAGAGUUUGGAUCUAGGCUGCGUUUGGAAUCGUGGAGAUGCGGAAGGAAACCCCACCCCCGCUCGUGGUCCCGACGGCCCGCGAGUGGAACCUGCCCCCUAAUGCGCCGGCCUGCAUGGAACGGCAGUUGGAGGCUGCACGGUACCGGUCUGAUGGUUCCCUCCUGCUCGGGGCCUCCAGCCUGAGUGGUCGCUGUUGGGCCGGCUCUCUGUGGUUUUUCAAGGAUCCGAAUGCAGCCCCCAACGAAGGUUUCUGCUCUGCCGGCGUCCAGACCGAGGCUGGAAUAGCCGACCUCACUUGGGUAGGGGACAAAGGUAUCCUAGUGGCUUCUGAUUCAGGUGCUGUUGAAUUGUGGGAGCUAGAUGAAAACGAGACACUUAUUGUCAGCAAGUUCUGCAAGUAUGAACAUGAUGACAUUGUAUCUACUGUCACUGUCCUGAGCUCUGGCACACAAGCUGUCAGUGGUAGCAAAGACUUCUGCAUCAAAAUUUGGGAUCUGGCUCAGCAGAUGUCACUGAAUUCAUACCGAGCUCAUGCGGGACAGGUCACCUGUGUUGCUGCCUCUCCCCACAAAGAGUCUGUGUUUCUUUCAUGCAGUGAGGACAGUAGAAUUUUGCUCUGGGAUACCCGCUGCCCCAAGCCAGCGUCACAAUUAGGCUGCAGUGACUCUGGCUACCUCCCUACCUCCCUGGCUUGGCAUCCUCAACAGAGCGAAGUCUUUGUCUUUGGUGAUGAGAAUGGAUCUGUGUCCCUUGUGGACACCAAGAAUGUAAGCUGUACCCUGAGCUCAGCUGUGCAUUCCCAGUGUGUCACUAGACUGGUAUUCUCUCCACACAGUGUUCCCUUCCUGGUCUCUCUCAGUGAAGACUGCUCACUUGCUGUGUUGGAUUCAAGCCUUUCUGAGGUGUUUAGAAGUCGAGCACACAGAGACUUUGUGAGAGAUGCUACGUGGUCUCCACUCAAUCACUCCCUUGUUACCACAGUUGGCUGGGACCAUCAGGUCCUCCAUCAUAUUGUGCCCCUGGAGCCUCUUGCAGCCCCUGGACCUGAGCUUGUUGUGGAGUAGAAUGGAUUUCAGAAAAAAAAAGCAAGCCCUCCACCUACAAGAGUCUACUUGCUUGCCCCUGCCUUCUGUUUAUGAGAGCACCGGAGCCUUGUAGAGCAUGUUUACUCCCUAGUCCCGUGCAGUAAAUAGGCAGAUGCUCAGCCUGAGGGAGGCUGCAUCCCAUAGUGACUCAAGGAAAGCCUUCCUUCGUAGACGGAUGUAUGUGUGAGAGCACCUGUGUAUGAGUGUGUUGUGUAGCUUGGAUGGGGAAAUUACCCUUCAGCUCUCCCAAAGCAAUGCUCUUUACCCUGAACAAAGUGACCAGAGGGUUUUGUGCUUCCCGUAUCUGGGAAUUGGCUGUGUUGUUUGGAAUAUGGAUUGUGAGUAUCCCUGGAUUGAUGGGAAUACUUCACACUACUCAGAGAUGGGGUAACUUAUUUUUAUAUAGAAUUUAAUUCAUUUUAUUAUUCAGUUAUGGGAAAUACUUACACAAAAGUCUAGCCCUGUGUACGGUAAGAAGACACACAGGACAUACAGGAUUUAUAUUUUAUAUAAAUCCCUAUUAAAACGAAUCACUCAUUUUCUGGUGAAUAAAUUUGGCUGUCAUAGUGUAGUACUUGCUCACCCCUUUCCCUCCUCAGUGUCGUGUGUGAGAGAGAUGAAUGUUUUCCUGUCCUAGAUUUCACAGAAAAGUUCUAGGAAUGAUGGAACACUUAGAGAUGUUUUAGUGAGGCGUCUGUAUCUUUUUUUUUUUUUUUAUCUAAAGAUGCCCUGAGGCCUGAUUCCCCUUGGGCACCUUCCUCUGGAGUUACGAAGUUUGAAUGCUGUAUUCGUGGACUCUUAAGGUUUGAGAUCAGCAUCAGGGAAACUUGGAAAUACUGAAAGGUGAAAUAAAGACUCCGUCGUUAACAUCCCCCUCUUUUUCUUUCUGCAAAGCCGUUAUUUAUUGCCUGCUUUGCUUAGGUGAGUCACCAGAAUGACGGUCUUAACUGCCCACUAGCUUUAUAUUCUACCAUUCCCAGAGUACUUACUUAGAAUUUAAAUGUUUAUUUACAUUUGGCAUUGGUGGACCAGCCACUCUGAGUUUAUGGAUUAGUAGCUGAAGUUACUGAAGCUUUCCAACUUAUUCUUGCUAGUCAUGAGCCUCUUUUGUGAUUAUCCCUAAGAAUUUGCAGUCAUGGUCACCUGGGACCAUGUGUGGAGGUAAGCUUGUUCUUAAGUUCCUGAGAAGGAAUAAAGUAGGUGGAAUCAGUUUCUGUUUCUCAGAGAUAAAGCUUGUGCUUUGUGAUCACUUAGGGAAGAAGGGCAGAAGUGCAUUUACAUGGCCUGCUUUUUGAGCUUAAGACGAUUAAUAAAGUAUGUUAGAAUGGCUGAAAUGACACCAAAGAAAAACAAGUUUUUGAAGAACCAUAUUUUCAUUAAGUGGGAUGGAUAGCUGGGUGUGGUGGCAUGCAUUUCCAUUACUCAGGGAGGCAGAGGCAGACAUCUCUUGAGUUCGAGGCCAGCCUAGUCUAUAGUGAGUCCAGGACAGCCAAGGCUUCACAAAGAAACCCUGUUUUGAAGCCAAAAAAAAAGUGGAUAGGCGCAUUUGCUGCUCUUCUAGAGAACCAAACUUUGAUUGCCAAGUUCACAAUCACCUUAACUCCAGAUCAGUUUGCCUCUGACCUCCAUAGAUACCGUUAUUCCACAUGGACAUAAAAAUUUUAAAUGUUUUCCUUCAGGUACGUGUGCGUAUUGGCAAAAUUCACUCGUUAUAGGUAUACAACCUAGUCAAAGCCAUGAGUAAUGACAAACAAUUUUGGAUGAUUGUACAGUCUAUACAAGAUGAAAGAUCUCAAAAUCAAGAAAAGAUGACUAGUUACAGCAGGUCAUUGUCUUGGGAAUGGUUCUAGUACUGCAAGCCCCAGUGAUGGAACAGUAGGAUGUUUUGCUUCCUGAAAAGCAUUUUGUUUUCUUCAGGUUGGUGUUAACUAUUGUCUGAACAAGAGUGAAUACAUGUCCUUAGCCUUGCUAUUCAUACAAAAGCCCAAUAGCCUCACCACGGUUGAACCGCUGACCUCUGGCCCAGCAAGGUCUGAAACUUGUUCCUAGAGUGUUGUGUGUUUUGGACAAACAACACUGAAGGUCUGUAUAGUCUCAGAAAACAUCAGAUAUUAUUGAUUCUCUAGGUAUCACACUCUAUAGAACAGAUGGUUCUUGGUUCUUUAGUAAAGGGCUAUAUGGACAUUUCUUGUGUCUCUUUGUCUCAGCUUCAAAAGUACACAGUCAUGGUCAGUAGGUUGCUCAGUGGGUAAAAGUGCUUGAUGUCAAGCAUGAUGACCUGAGUUCAAUCCAUGCAGUGAAAGGACAGUACUGACUGCAGUUUGCCCUCUGUGCAUAUAUAUGCACAUAAGUAAAAAUUUAAAAUUGCCCAAACUCCAAAUUGCUUUGGGUUUAUAUUUUAUGGAGUAUAUAGUAUGUAAGGAAGGUCACGAUAUUGAGGAAGAGGCCUUGUAUUCUAAAAUUGACCAACUAAAUAUGGUACCAUAACAUUGUUUCUAGACAGUAGAGUAAAGAGCCUUGGAUUUUGAAAGGUAGUAUGUUUGGACAGAAUGCGUAAUGUUUUUUGUGUUUUCAUUGUUUGGCCUUGCUUUGAGUCCACAAAUGUGAAUAAAAAUAAAACCACCUUUUAUUUGUGUGUAUUGUGAA